AUGGUCGAGGGUGUUGACAUUCAAAAAUUCCUGCAAACCGGCUACUGGCCGAGUUCUAGGGCCAGAAGCCCGGAUUCAAGAUUUUCAGACUCAAACAGCCCGUCGAAUGAGUCGUUUCAUAUAGACCCGACGGCUCCGAGAAGGUUGCCGUUCAAAGUAGCUCUGCCCGUCCACAAUCGGCAUUACCAGCCGCCCCCGCCCCCGAGCGUCGAGGAUGAAUCUGAGGCCCUUGCGAAGGAAUAUGGAUCCGUCGUCUCAACGCCUUCUGAGGAGCCGCCGUACCGCGGGGAACCCGACCAAGACCCAAUCCUCCUGCCCGUGCAUGAGUAUAACCCCGAGCGGCGUUUUGUGCUCGUGUCCAACGCCUCUGGUUCGUCGGAUGAGUCUUCAGGGUCGGAAAAGAAGCCGCCGAGGCGACCCAGGUCUAAGGAGCGGCGGGCCGAGCCGGAACCUACUCCGUAUGAGGCAAACACGGGCCGCAAAUAUGUCGCGCCCACGCCUCGAGGAGAUGAGACGGCCAAGAAGCGGGAGGCACGGCCUGCCCGUGAGAGGCGCCGGAGCAGAAUGGAUGAACUUCCUCCGAUAAUCACUGGUGCUGAGCCUGAGACAAGGCCACGGGAUGUCAGGCGCGCGAAGUCAACGACGAGAGCUGAUGUUCGUGGCGAAGACUACUUCUCGCCUCGGCUAACCUCACUAAGCUCUCGGUUCCAAGGUGAGAGCACGCUGUCGCCAGAUGUGACAGAGCAUGCUACACAUGGUCGGGACCGAUCCUACUACAAUGGAGGGCUGAGCCCCAACACUCAGCGCCGCAACAGGUCGGCUCAUCCCGAUCAGCAACACAGCCGCAAUCUGCCAAAUGACCACAAACACAAAGACAGCAGUCUGCAGCUAGGCCAGCCGAUAAGCCCUACUUUCCAAAAGAGGCAUACUGGAGAUAUACCGAGGCAAACACGACGUCCCUCCAAAAGUGGCCACGAGAUGCGCCGCCAAUACUCGGACAUGCCAGCCCCCAAGCUCAGUCGAAAGUGCUCGACUUCAAGUCAUGCUCAGUCCGAGCGGGAUUCCGCCUCUCUGAAAUCAGCGAGUCCACGAGAAAAAAGACACUCUCCGCAUUAUAAUGACACUUUCCACUCCAGUGACGAGGAGCAACGGCCUCGGCUGGACACCCGACGACGAAAGUCGGCCCUGCCCACAGAAAGAACCGAGUAUCUGGGGACUCCCACAGAAACGAAGACUGCUGAUAGACGAAAAUCCAGAGGAGUAUCUCCACUGCCCUCCCCGCGGGUAUCACAAAAUUCACACAAUGAGAGCUACUCGUCAUCUUCCAGUCCUCGCAGUUCGACGUUCCCAAGGGACCUGAGAGCUCCGCGUGAGGAGGAUCGCCCCGAGCGACCCUUGUCGAGAGCCUCGACUGCCAGGUCCGUUUUGAAUGCGGCUGCUCCAAUUCUGGUUCCAGCCGUUGUCGCAGCGGCAACUGCAGCUGCCUCUGAGUCAGGCAGUCCGAUUGACCAUCGUCGGUCUACGGUUCCUCCACCGCCGAAGGCAGCGACCAAAGUAGACAUACGUUCACCAGCAUCCGCGAUGCCCUCUCCAAGUCCAUCCACGCGCACGUGGCAGCCACCAAAAUUUGAGCCCUCAAGGAAUGGUGCUGACGUAGGCAAACCUAUCACCUCAUACAGACGAUAUUCCUUAGAUACCCAAUCCGGAGAGCUUCCCGAUAUAGGUCAUCACUGCCCUCGCACGAGAGAAGAGGCGGGCCACAUGGACUGGCUGACGCUACCACGCUGCGACAACUUCAACAUCUGCCCAUCGUGCUACAACUCCAACUUCGCUAAUACGGAGUUCGCACACCACUUCGUCAUGCCGCCCAUCCGCCCACGCGACCGACCUCUCGCAUGCGACUUUGGCACCUCGCAGUACUACCGCAUCGCGUGGCUCUUCACGCGCAAGUACAAGAAGCCCGACCUGAGCCUCUUCAUGAGCAUCGCCAAGAUCGGCGCCCAGAACACGCCCUGCACUGGGCACCGGGAGGCGAGCCGCAUCUGGUAUUCGGUCAAGGAUCCGCGGUCGAAGCGGCCGCUCCAGGAGUUCAACGUGUGCCACAGUUGCGCCAAGACAAUCGAGGUGCUGCUGCCGAAUCUGACCGGCCUCUUCGUGCCCAUGGACUCGCCCGCCGAGCCGACGCGCGGCGUCUGCGCCUUGCGCCAGCAGAAUGACCGGCAGCACGAGCGUGGCCGGUUCGUGCAGUACUUCGAUGUCUUGGAGACGACGGCCGAUCACGCCCUCGUCACCAGAAGCCCGCCUAACGUUCAGGUACUCGUCGAGCGCCUCAGGCGGCACAUGGAGAUCCCCGAAUGCGCAAACGGGCGCGAGCGCCAUGGCCAGAAGUGGCAUACCAUGCGCUCGAUCCCGGAUUUCACCGUGUGCGAGGAAUGUUUCGGGGAGGUGGUGAGGCCCCUGGUGAAUGGCGACGACGAGCGCGCCCUGCCCAUCGCAGGCAACUUCCACCACGAAUCGGUCCGCAUUCCCGUCGCCGCGUGCCAGCUGUACUCGUCCCGUAUGCGGGCCUUCUUCGCGCGGGCUAUCCAACGCCGGGAUUUGGGGUACCUGGACGCCAAGGUGCGUGAGCGCCUCGACAAGGAGCAGGAGUUCCACGACAAGGUCGCGGCGCUCGAUCGCGUGCCGCGUGGGACCUCGUGGGUCGAUGCCGAGGCGGAGAAAAUCGAUCGGGAGUGGCGGCGGUGGGAGUGA
Anthostomella pinea is the source of this 2751-nucleotide messenger RNA. Lineage: Eukaryota; Fungi; Ascomycota; Sordariomycetes; Xylariales; Xylariaceae. The record is from the annotation of a GenBank genome assembly.